This is a messenger RNA of Chlorella variabilis, 2279 nucleotides long. RefSeq names its product expressed protein. Gene Ontology annotation, biological process: polyketide metabolic process. The transcript is spliced from 17 exons. Lineage: Eukaryota; Viridiplantae; Chlorophyta; Trebouxiophyceae; Chlorellales; Chlorellaceae. The record is from RefSeq and is a predicted model, not a curated record. The coding region runs from base 1 to 2007 and encodes 668 amino acids.
AUGACCUCCCCGCAGAUGCUGAACCUGACGCUGGAGUAUUUCGAGGAGCUGAUGUCCAAGGGCAACACCGAGGUGUGCAGCAAGAUCCUGGACGCGCGGGUGCACCACAAGGACAUGGUGGGCGGGCGGCGCGGGGGGAAGGAGUACAAGGAGUACAUCAAGGACCUGAAGAGGGCGUACCCCGCAAUCUGGGUGCGCCCCACCCAGUUUGGCGUGGUGGACAACCGCACGCUGUUUGUGGCGUUUGAGGGCAGGGCCACGGGCCACACGCCGCUGUUCAAGGGCGUGGACCUCUUCUACUUCAACGACAGUGCCACCAAGAUCACGGAGAUAGAGGUGUACCGCUCGAACUGGCUGGGCGCCCAGGGCCACGAGGAGCGCAAGAAGCAGAGCCAGCGCCAGCAGGGCGAGCCGCCGCGGAUGAAGCAGAGACGGCAUGUUGCAGCGGCGGUGCGGCCACAGCAGCCUCGGGGGACUCGCUGCGCCGUGGCGGUGGCAGCCCAGACCAACGGCGCUGCCACCUCGAGCUCGCCCUUCAUCGGCGCCCCCCAGCAGCAGCACGUCAUCAAGAUGGUCAACCUGGUGCACACCUACUUCGACACGCUGCUGACGCAAGGCGACCUGGGCGUGCUGACCGAGAUCCUGGAGCAGAGCAUCAGCCACAAGGACAUGGUGCGCAACAUUGGGCGUGUGGGCCUCAAGGAAUACACCUCGUACCUCACAGAGCUGCACAAGACCUAUCCCGACUACUACGUCAAGCCGACCCAGUUUGGCAUCGUGGACAACCGCAGCAUGUUUGUGUCCUUUGAGGGCCAGGUCUCUGCCAAGACCCCCAAGUUUGUGGGCGUGGACGUCUUCCUGUUCAACUCUGACGCCUCCAAGAUCCGGGAGGUGCAGGUGUACCGCUCGAACUGGCUGGGCGCUCAGGGCCACGAGGAGCGCAAGAAGCUGGCGCAGGCGGCGGCCCGUGUGGGCGAGGCGCAGGCUGUGCAGCGGGGCCAGAUGCCCGAGUUUUCUGAGCGGGCCACGUUUUUCGACGUGUGGCCAGUAGGCACUGCCCCCUGCCCCCUUGUUGAUGUGCACCGCCCCUUUCAGGGCCCAGUAUUAUUACUGAUGUCAUUACCGCCGCAACCAACCAUGCUUGCAUAUUUGCAAUCCAGACCGUUGUUGCUGCACUAUCCCCUUGAGCACAUUCCUCUUGCACCGCACCUUGUCAUGAGCUGCAUAGAGUGGCCGUCAUUAAAUGCCGGGAAACCUGACACCCCUUGGACCUCAUAUCCACAGAGAACGACACGCAGCCGCAGCCCGAUGACGAGCGCCGGAACCCUUUGCAGUUCCGUCACUGCCGGGCCUUGCAGGGUGCAGCAAGCUUGCCACGCCUCCCUCAGGGGAUCCUCUAGCUUCACGCCACGAGUGGUCUUCCGCAGCGCCGCAACACGAUCGGCGUCACGAUCGGCGGCCCUGCGGGUUGUGGCCUUUCGGUUCGACCCGCACAACACCAAGGAGGCCUCCGCGAUCCAAGACUGGCGCGUGAAGCAGAUGGUGGAGCUGGCACACACGUACCUCAUCGAGUACCUGACCAACAAGCGGGCGGAGCUGGCCGACCGCAUCUUUGACGACGAGGUGGUGCACAAGGAUGUGGUGUGGGACCCCACCCACCCCACGGUGGGCGUGGACGGCAUGAAGCACUACCUGGCAGACCUGCAGACCGCCUUCCCAGACUUCUGGGUGGAGGUGGACCAGUACGCCACGGUGGACACAAACGCCAUCAUGGUUACCUACAGCGGAGCCGCCACCAACCUGGGGCAGUACCACAACCACAAGCCCACGCACCACGCAUCCAGCUUUGAAGGCACCAACAUGUUCAAGUUUAACCACGACCGCUCCAAAAUCACAGAGAUCCACGUGUACCGCUCCGCCUUUGCUGAGGACGUGAACGAGAUGGGCGAGCGGGUGCUGGCGGAGGAGGGCGGGUUCCGGGAGCUGCGCCUGCAGCGCCUGGUGUGAGGCACAUCCGCCUGCCUGGGUGGCAGGCGGGCAGCCACAGCGCUUCGGCAACUCUCUGGUCACCCACGUUUGCACGUGGCACAGGAAAUGGAAGUGUGGCGGGGAAAUGAAUGAGGCAGGCAGCGCUGAUACAUACGCAGGUUGGAGCAGCUGCGCUUGAUGCAACACCUAAUAAGAUGUGGUUGAAGCAUACACACAUGGCGCUUCUGUCUGUUGACCAUGCCUGGUUUUGGCACCUUGAGAGCGGGAAGAUAUGUAAACACUUGGAGAGA